GGAUUCUGGGUAAGGCACAGGAACAAUUACCAGUUGAGGGACGUAAAGAGGGGAUCUGGUUCGUUUCAAUAUUCAGAUCGAGUUCCCAUUGAUCGACCGCUGUUCGUAAACACCUCGAUGAGCGCUCAGAACAGAAUCGACCUAUACCGACGUCUUGAUGAUCCUCCACAGGACAGUGAACCCGCUCUGCUGUUUCGGCUCCCAUAA
This is a messenger RNA of Haemonchus placei, 207 nucleotides long. The record is from the annotation of a GenBank genome assembly. NCBI's taxonomy places the organism in Eukaryota, Metazoa, Nematoda, Chromadorea, Rhabditida, Trichostrongylidae.